GGAAGGUGCCGUUCGCGUCGCGGGAAGGCACUUGGGGGAACACUUUUGCGUCCGAGCCGUGGCUGCAGGUCCUCGGGGCGAAUGUAUACGGCUCGGGAGCACUUGGGGGGAACCUGGGGAGCUCUAACCGGGCUCUUUGGGGCGCGGGGCACGGCAGGAGGUUUGGGCGCGGAACUGUGUUGUGAGGAUUUCUCAUUCCCAGACCUUGGCCAGAUGGAGGAGGAGGCUGUGAGGAAGAGGAAGAUGCCCCAGAACACCCAGGCAGACAAGGAGCUGAGGAUGGAAAUCAGGGAGGACAAAUCCCCACGGCAGAACCUCCUGAAAGAGGCCAUUUUUAGGGGCACCACAGUGCAGGAAUUGAACGGGAAGGAAAAUCCCCAGAAAUCCUGCAGGAGGAGAGUCUCCAAACCCAGCCCAGGGAGCUCUGAGGAUGAAAGACCCACCCUGUGCUGGGAAGGCGGCCGGAGAUCCAGCCAGGGCUCUGAGCUGGUGGUCCAUGAGCAGCUUCAGGAUGGGGAGAAGCCCUACAAGUGCUUGGAGUGUGGGAAGAGCUUCAGCCAGAGCAACCGUCUGAUCCGCCACCAGAUGAUCCACACCGGGGAAUGGGCCUAUCAGUGUGGGGAAUGUGGGAAGGGCUUCAGCUGCAACUCCAACCUUGUUACCCACCAGCGCAUCCACACCGGGGAGAGGCCCUACGAGUGUCUCCAGUGUGGGAAUAGGUUUCAGACCAGCUCCAGUCUCGUCAUUCACCAGAGGAUUCACAGAGAGGAGAGGCCCUUCCGCUGCCCUGACUGCAGGAAGGGCUUCAAGCACAACUCCAACCUCAUCAACCACCGGCGCAUCCACACUGGGGAGAGGCCCUAUGAGUGUGGGGAAUGUGGGAUGACCUUCAGCCGGAGGUCCCAGCUGAUCAUCCACCAGAUGAUCCACACUGGGGAGAGACCCUACGAGUGUCCCGAGUGUGGGAAGAGGUUUCAGACCAGCUCUGAUCUCCUUGUGCACCAGCGGAUUCACACAGAGGAGAGGCCCUUCCGCUGCCCUGACUGUGGGAAGGGCUUCAAGCGAAACUUCCACCUUGUCAGGCACCAGCGCAUCCACACUGGGGAGAGGCCAUACAUGUGUCCCGAGUGUGGGAAGAGGUUUCAGACCAGCUCCUAUCUCCUCGUGCACCAGCGGAUUCACAGAGAGGAGAGGCCCUUCUGCUGCCCUGACUGCGGCAAGGGCUUCAAGCGAAACUCCACCCUUGUCAGGCACCGGCGCAUCCACACUGGGGAGAGGCCCUACCGGUGUCCUGAGUGUGGGAAGAGCUUCUCUGUGAGUUCUCACUUGAUCAAACACCAACGAAGGCACCGGUAGGGAAAGCUCAAGUAAGAAGGAGUGCCCAAGUGCUGGAAUAGCUUUGUGUGCUGCACCAGUUCCCUCCCCCAUCAGAGGACUCACAUUGGGCAGAGCCCUGAUGAGUCACAUUCCCAGUGAUCUGCAUUGGGAAGACACUGGGCUGGUGAUCAUUUUGAUUUGGCUCUAAUUAUCUUUUGAUUCAUCUUCAUCCCUUUAAAACAGACAAAAAUUGGGGUAAUAAUCAACAGAUUCAUCAAAGGCAUCUAAAGCCUUACUUUUAAUAGUGCUACAAGAGAAUCUGGGAUUCAGGGACGUACAUGGGAGCGUUUUGGGGGAUAUUUGGUAUCGUUGUCUCCAUUUCUUGGCACUCAACGAGAUGAGAGAGUUUGAUCUGUCACCUCAAAACCACUCAAUGCCAUUGAAAACUACUCAGUCCCACCCCAAAAUUACCAGAUUCCACAGCCCCUCAGGGUGUGAUGCCUUAAGUUUUAGCUUUCAUAUUUUUCAUAUUCUGCGCUGCCUAGGUUUGUAGUUUUGAACUUCAUAUCAAGUGUUAGUGAGCUCUCUUCACAGAGUAGGUAGACAAAACAAUUCCUUUUCUAGCUUGAUACAAAGGACAGCUGUGACGAGUUUCAGGCCCAAAAGCAUAAACAAGUGUGGCCUGAAGAGAGAAAACAGGAAGGAGGUGACUUAAUCAUCUGAAGCUGUAAUUGGACCAUGAACCCCAAUAUGCAGAUGGACCUAAACUUCUAAAAAUGUGAGACCUCGUGAUCAGUUGUCCAUUUUUGUGACCAUUUUCAGUCCAUCCUGGGUGUAGCCCUGGCCAGGCUCUUGUACUGCCCCAGGUGUAUCCUUUAAGGCCUUGUAAUAAAUGUUAUUCUUAACUCUG
Parus major (Great Tit) is the source of this 2227-nucleotide messenger RNA. Its product is annotated as zinc finger protein 239-like. Lineage: Eukaryota; Metazoa; Chordata; Aves; Passeriformes; Paridae. The transcript is spliced from 3 exons. The record is from RefSeq and is a predicted model, not a curated record. The coding region runs from base 82 to 1356 and encodes 424 amino acids. Gene Ontology annotation, cellular component: nucleus. Gene Ontology annotation, molecular function: DNA-binding transcription factor activity, RNA polymerase II-specific; RNA polymerase II transcription regulatory region sequence-specific DNA binding. Gene Ontology annotation, biological process: regulation of transcription by RNA polymerase II.